UUGAAUAAUGCUUCUUAAAUAAACUAUCUAUAUAAUAAACUGCAUAAUUAUUUAAUAUCAACAAAAUAUUACAAUAAUUGAAGCGGAACGGAAUACAACCGCAAUCAUAGCAUAAUAAAACGAAACGAAACGUCACUUAAGUCGCUAAACCGAGCCAAGCUCUGCGAUUUCGUUGAUUUCUUUAUUGUUUUAGCUUUUCAACACCGGCAUUGGCAUUUAUCGCUUAUAAUAAGUAACGUUGCCUUUUUCAACAGAACGGACAAUUUUAUUAAUCAAAGUUACUAGACAAACCUAACAAAAUUGCUUCCACAAUGACAGUGACGCGGGUCGCGGAAUCCCGCACCGAAUUUAAAUUGAAAAGUCUACCCGAAGACGUAAUAUCGAGUGUUAAAUUUGCUCCUAAAUCCAACCAAUUUCUUUUGGUGUCAUCUUGGGAUUGCUCCGUGAGGCUGUAUGAUGUGAGCGGGAACGUGGAGCGGCAUAAAUACAACCAUGAGCUUCCCGUGUUGGAUGUCUGCUUUAGGGAUGCUGUUCACUCAUACAGUGGAGGGCUCGACCAGACACUCAAGAUGUAUGACCUCAAUGCAGGCUCGGAAACAAGCCUUGGUGAGCACAAGGGUGCUAUCCGCUGUGUGGAGUAUGCAAAUGAAGUCAAUGCUGUCUUGACAGGGAGUUGGGACGGAACUGUUAAAAUGUGGGACAGCAGAGUACCAAAUUGUGUUGGAACAUAUAAUCAAGGAAAUGAGAGGGUGUACACCAUGAGCAUAGUUGGCGAGAAGUUCGUAGUGGGCACGUCUGGCCGCAAGAUCUUUGUCUGGGAUGUCCGCAACAUGGGCCACGUAAACCAGCGGCGUGAAUCCUCCCUCAAGUACCAAACGAGAUGCAUCCGAGUCUUCCCUAACAAACAGGGUUACGUGCUGAGCUCUAUUGAGGGUCGCGUGGCGGUGGAAUACCUGGAUAGCAAUCCAGAGGUCCAGAAGAAGAAAUACGCCUUUAAGUGUCACCGGAUCAAGGAUGGAGGCUUAGAAAAGAUUUACCCGGUGAACGCCAUCAGCUUCCACUCCGUGUACAACACAUUUGCGACCGGUGGCUCUGAUGGCUACGUCAACAUCUGGGACGGCUUCAACAAGAAGAGGCUCUGCCAAUUCCACAGGUACAACACCGCGGUAUCCUCCCUGUCGUUCUCGGCGGACGGCUCGGCGCUGGCCAUCGCGUGCUCGCAGCUGGACGAGUCGCAGCAGGAGGACCCCAAGCCCGAGGACACCAUCUACAUCCGAUACGUCACCGACCAGGAAACCAAGCCGAAAUGAGCACGAGUUUAGUCCAAGCCCGACAGACGACGACUAGUGAUACGUUUUACAUUUUUGACAUGAACAUUCAAGUAACAUUAUACGAGUAUCUAUUUUCCUUGUACGUUUUAGCGAUUAAAACUGUACUUCGUUUUUUUAAAAUUGGAAAGAUCUCCACAGAAGUAAGUGUGUAGUUUUGAUUAGGCCCUUUAAUUUUUAAUAAUAAUGAAAUUAUCUAAUGCAGCAUGGUCAUUUGGUCAAUACUCAUAAUUUACUUAAAAAAAUUACCGUAAAAAGUGUCUGAUUUGGAAUCCACGAGCAUACUACUGCGAAGUUCUUUCUUAUAAUAAAAAAACGAAGUAUAGUAGAAGAUUUUGAUAGCCCAGAUUGUGCGAGUGUUAUUUAAACGUCAUUAAUGUCAUAGAAGGUUGACGUUUAAAAAGAACACCUGCACAGUCUGGGCUAUCAAAAUCGCUGCCAACUUAGGUUGGUCUAACUCUACCAGAAAUAAAUUGUUACGAAAUGUGCAUGCCAAGUUUUAUGUAAUUUAAGCAUGUCACUUUAAAAUGAAAACGUUAUUUCGAUUGUAUGGGACCGGCUUUUUGGCGGCGGGUUCCUGUGACUUAUACCACGUGAUCGUCAAUACAAAAACAGAAAACAUUUUUCCACUUCUAAAUAUUUUCCAUUCACCAUGAUUUUUAGUAUGUUAUUGACACAAAAAAAACUAAGGGUACAAAAUUUGCAAACCAAAAAAGUUUUUUUUUCACAAAAGCGAAACCUAUAAACGUAGAUAAUAUAUAUAAUAUAUAUCCUGAAGCGAUCGACAUCAAAAUCAAAGUGAUUUGUCAGUGAAAACAGUUUUCUCCCGAAAUGGAAUUUCAUACAAAAAUUACCGUUAUUUCGUUAGAUUCGAAAAUCUAUUCUUUCCUCUUAACUGACUAUAGACUAUCUGGAUCUAGUUGUAAUAAAGCUUAUGAGUAUUUGUUCAGUUCAGUUCAAAAUUUCCUUGUAAAACAUUUAAAAUAAAUCCUGAAAGCAACUUACGUUUUUGUGUUUUACAAGAGAUUUGUUAUCUUACUGUCGGGCGGUAGACAAUGAUGUGUUAAGUUAGCUAUUAUUUACUAAGUGAUGAAUAAACGUAAGUUUCAUAAUU
Molecule: messenger RNA, 2442 nt
Organism: Cydia pomonella (codling moth)
Lineage: Eukaryota; Metazoa; Arthropoda; Insecta; Lepidoptera; Tortricidae
Gene: Bub3
Product: mitotic checkpoint protein BUB3
Exons: 6
Coding region: 312-1310 (332 amino acids)
Biological process (GO): mitotic spindle assembly checkpoint signaling
Cellular component (GO): bub1-bub3 complex; kinetochore; mitotic checkpoint complex
Molecular function (GO): ubiquitin binding
Source: RefSeq, a predicted model, not a curated record